CUAAACAAUUGUCAGACACUAAAAUUUCCUAAUAGGACAAAGAGAGAGGCACCUAAAUUCAAAUAUUUCAAAAGCAUAAUAUACAAAUGAACAAAACCAUUGAAACAAUAAUUCAUUUGUUCUCCUCCUCUUCUUCUUCUUCACAAUGCCAAUAUCAACAGUUGAUCAUCAAUAUUCAAGAUUCAAAAAUUCAAAAAACAAAACCAACACACAUUCUACUCCUAAUCAUCAAUUUUCCAACACAAAUGUCUCAAAUGAAUCAAAAAACAAGAAGAAAUUUAUGUCUAUGAGCUUUGGAGGUCUAGGAUGUAAGGGGAAAUUAAACUCAUGGACUGCGUCGACGCCGGAAGUUAUUAGAUCAGCAGCACAAUGGGAGAGUAGUACUAAGCAAAUGAGGAAAAAUAGAAGGAGAAAGAUGACAAUAUUGUCAACAAGUACUAGGAAUUCAACUAAUGUUGUUUGUUGUGCUCCUCCUGGUAUUGGUUCUGCUUUUGAUGUUGCUCCUAGGGCAAAAACAAGAUCAAAUAACAAAGAGCACUCUCGUGUCAUGAGGAGAACUGUGAAUGGUGAAGCAAUUUCUAGGUUACAUCCGUCUAAUAUGAGACAUCAACUCCCUCGUUCUCAUCAUCGUCCUCAUAUUAUGAUCCUCAGACAGAACUUGCAAUUUGCUAGAGACUUAGAAGGGGAUGAUCAAUAUGGAUCCUGGAGACUAGAUGUAGAUGAUAUGUCAUACGAGCAAUUGGUUGAACUAAGUGAUAAGAUUGGGUAUGUGGGAACAGGUUUAGCAGAAGAGAAGAUAAUUCAAUAUAUAAGAAAGUUUAAGCUCUCAACAAUUGACUUAUAUUCAAUGCUCAUAUCUACUGAUAAAACUUGGAGAUGUACCAUUUGCCAAGAAGGAUACAAAGUUGAUGAUGAAAUUGGGAAACUAGAAUGUGGACACUACCAUCACAUUGAGUGCAUAAAGAAAUGGCUAAUGCAUAAAAAUGCAUGUCCUGUUUGCAAAAUUGCAGCUGUCCAUGAAAAUUGAUUCUUGACAAAGAUUUCUUUCGCUUUUCUCUAUUUAUAUAUAGUCAAGAACAUUAAAUUUCAGAGGCAUAUAUUGAUUUUUUUGUUUUAAUUUUUUUCCUAUUUUUGGUUUGUUAUGAGUGAUAUUGAAUGAUGUUCCUCUACUUCAACUAUAUAUGUUGGUUUUGGAAA
Molecule: messenger RNA, 1197 nt
Organism: Solanum dulcamara
Lineage: Eukaryota; Viridiplantae; Streptophyta; Magnoliopsida; Solanales; Solanaceae
Product: probable E3 ubiquitin-protein ligase ZFP1
Exons: 5
Coding region: 146-1027 (293 amino acids)
Molecular function (GO): ubiquitin protein ligase activity
Source: RefSeq, a predicted model, not a curated record